Cyprinus carpio (common carp) is the source of this 1338-nucleotide messenger RNA. Its product is annotated as zinc finger BED domain-containing protein 5-like. The coding region runs from base 1 to 1338 and encodes 445 amino acids. The transcript is spliced from 2 exons. NCBI's taxonomy places the organism in Eukaryota, Metazoa, Chordata, Actinopteri, Cypriniformes, Cyprinidae. The record is from RefSeq and is a predicted model, not a curated record.
AUGGAUAAAUUUGUAAUUCGCAAGGUUAAAAAUGUUGAGGAAAUUGUGGACAGUCUGCCUGAAUCAUCUGAACCGUGUACCUCUACAAAACACAAGAGCAAGACCCCUUCUGACCAAUGUAGGAAACGUCGGAAAUAUCAAGAGGAAUUCAUAAAGUAUGGAUUCACUUGCUCUACUCUCAACAAUGUGGACCAUCCUCAGUGUGUAAUCUGUUCAGAAGUGCUUGCCCAUGAAAGUAUGAAGCCUGGAAAAAUGCAGAGACAUUUGGAGACAAGACACCCUGCUUGUGUUGAAAAACCUAUAGACUUUUUUCGCAGAAAAGAGAAGGAAUUACAGAUUCAAAAACGCACACUCGCACAACAAACCCAAAUUACUGCUAAUGCUCUGAAGGCAUCUUAUGAGGUGGCAUACCUGAUAGCACAGUCCAAAAAGCCACACACGAUCGGGGAAACCUUGCUUAAGCCCGCAGCUGUGGCUAUGUGUCGGGCCAUGCAUGGUGAGAAAAUCGCAAAUGAGCUUAUGACUGUCCCAUUGUCGAAUGACACGAUAGCUCGCCGUAUUCAUGAUAUUUCAAAAGACAUUAAGAGUCAAUUGAUUAAUAGGUUAAAUGGAAAGAAAUAUGCGUUACAGGUCGACGAAUCUACCGAUGUGUCUAAUUCUUCUCAGUUGCUGGCAUUCAUCAGAUACACAUUUGAUGGAAAAAUGCACGAGGAAAUGCUCUUCUGCUCAGUGCUGGAGGGGACUUGUACCGGCAGUGACAUUUUCAACGAGCUGGACACCAGACUAAAAGAGAUGCGACUUUCAUGGGAUAACUGUGUUGGCGUAUGUACUGAUGGUGCAGGUGCAAUGGUAGGUAAAAACAAGGGACUCAAGGCAAAGGUUUUAGAAGUGGCUCCUCAUGUUAAGUUUACGCACUGCAUAAUUCACCGUGAGUCUCUUGCUAGCAAAGUACUUGAUAGUGAGCUUAACAGUGUUCUCAAAGGUGCAAUCAAAAUUGUAAAUCACAUAAAAUCACGUCCAGUGACCAGUAGACUGCUAGCCACCCUUUGCAAUGAGAUGGGCUCGCAGCACGAAGCGCUGCUGUUUCAUACCGAAGUCCGGUGGUUAUCUCGCGGGAAGGCACUCGGCCGGCUUUACGAACUGCGUCCAAACACAAACAUCUUGACAAUGAAUGAGAAAACUGAUGCAUUUGUGAAAAAGCUCGAAAGAUGGGCUGAGCGAGUUGAACAAGGUAAUGUGGAGAUGUUUCCUGAGCUGGAUGAACAUCUGGAGGAGAAUGGACUGAGUCUCGGCAACCUGAAAACACACAUCACUGGUCAUCUCCACGACCUUUUUUGA